Messenger RNA from Sphenostylis stenocarpa, 381 nucleotides. The record is from the annotation of a GenBank genome assembly. Lineage: Eukaryota; Viridiplantae; Streptophyta; Magnoliopsida; Fabales; Fabaceae.
AUGGAGGCUCGAAGAGAAAGAUCAUCUUACUAUAACGUUCUUGGUGUUAGCUCGGAUUGUGACCUGGAAGAGAUAAAACGUGCUUACAGAAAGCUUGCAAUGCAGUGGCAUCCUGAUAGGUGGACAAAGACGCCUUCGUUGUUGGGUGAAGCCAAACGCAAAUUCCAGCAAAUUCAAGAAGCUUAUUCGGUCUUGUCAGACCGCAAGAAAAGAACUAUGUAUGAUGCGGGUUUGUAUGAUCCUCAAGAGGAAGAGGAUGAGGGGUUUUCUGAUUUUUUGGAAGAAAUGUUGUCUCUCAUGGCUCAAGCAAGGAGAGAGAAAAAGCAUUACGAUUUGGCAGAGUUGCAGGGGAUGUUGAUGGAAAUGGCCAGAGGGUUCUAG